This is a messenger RNA of Erigeron canadensis, 1152 nucleotides long. RefSeq names its product telomere repeat-binding factor 4-like. Gene Ontology annotation, molecular function: double-stranded telomeric DNA binding. Gene Ontology annotation, cellular component: nucleosome. The transcript has 6 exons. The record is from RefSeq and is a predicted model, not a curated record. Gene Ontology annotation, biological process: nucleosome assembly. Bases 98 to 931 code for a protein of 277 amino acids. NCBI's taxonomy places the organism in Eukaryota, Viridiplantae, Streptophyta, Magnoliopsida, Asterales, Asteraceae.
UCAGACAGUGUUAUCUAUCCCCUCCUCCAUUUAUUUUUAGGGUUUCAACAAAGAAAGAAACAAACACCCGUGGUAUAUUACAGUCGGUGUGGUGUAAAUGGGAAAUCCAAAGCAAAAGUGGACUGCCGAAGAAGAAGAAGCCCUGCGUGCCGGUGUCGCAAAACACGGCACCGGUAAAUGGAAAAACAUACAGAAAGAUCCUGAGUUUAAUCCCCAUCUUUAUUCUCGUUCCAAUAUUGAUCUCAAGGACAAAUGGCGGAAUAUGAGUGUGAGUGCUAAUGGACAAGGUCCAAGGGAGAAAGCAAAAACACCGAGAGCAAGGAGCGCGGAUUCUCCUGCUCCAGUUACUCCAACACCAGGUUCUUUGGCUGCUAUCAUUGUAGCUGCUGAUCCGGCAUCUAAUGAUGCUCAUAUGGACGAUGGUUCAAGAUGUUUAUUAGAUGGGAGUUCAAAGUAUACUUCAUAUAUUUUUGAAGCAUUGCUCACCCUGAAGGAACCAAAUGGAUCAGAUACAAGUGCAAUUUGUAAUUACAUUGAGAAAAAAUAUGAGGUGCCCCAGAAUUUUAGGAGGUUAUUAAGUUCAAGGUUAAGAAGGCUCGUUACUCAAGCAAAACUUGAAAAGGUCCAGAACUGCUUUCGAAUUCAAAAGGAGGCAUUAAAUGGAGGAACCAAGGGCCCAAUCCCGAAACCCAAAGAGAACCGGCCUAGGUCUUCCCCUAUUAACAGUCAUCUUGGUGAAACGUUAGAAGAGGCUGCAGUUGCUGCUGCUUAUAAAGUUGCUGAAGCAGAAAACAAGUCGUUUGUAGCGGCAGAAGCCGUCAAAGAAGCCGAAAGAGUCUCCAGAAUGGCCGAAGAAGCUGAAGCCUUCUUACAGUUAGCCAAAGAGAUUUAUGAGAGAUGUUCGCAUGGCGAAGUGGUGAUGAUACAAUGACUUUUAUGUUUUCGUAAGCUUUGAUGAAGGGGUUAACUGUUAGCCAGCCUAUAACAUAGCAUGAAGGUGGUAGGUUCAUGUAAUGUUUAAGUUUGCUUUCUGAUGUCUUCUUGAUGCUUAGUAAAUGGCCCAAACUUAAAAACAUCUUCCAUGAAAAUUGUGAAUGUUCUUUGUAGUUUGUAGCUAUUGUUUUUUUCUAGCGCUUGAAAUCUGUUAUAAAA